AUGAGCAUCGACGGAGAAUUCCUUCGAAAUGUCGAGGUGCGAACCGACGAACGUUUCGGCAACUCGUUGAGUGCACUUUCUAUUAUUCGCUCCGGAAAACUCAUUGGAGUUAUCGAUAAGGAAGCUACAAAUGAUCCGAAUGCUUUGCUUAUCCUCAAUCUCAUCAAGGAAGCGGAUGAUAAGAACCAAGCCAACAUAACUUUGAGACAAAUCGACAAUAAGACUUAUUUGCAAACAUCGCGCGACAUUGCAACGGGCGAACGACUCCUCAUGCAACGUUACAGUGAGCCUGUCAGCGAUGAUGAAGAAGAAGAGGAAGAAGUGGAGCCAGAAGGCGAAACCGAGCAUGGAGACGAAGAGGAAGAGGAUAGCGAAAUGAAAGACGACCGGUAA
Messenger RNA from Cylicostephanus goldi, 393 nucleotides. The record is from the annotation of a GenBank genome assembly. NCBI's taxonomy places the organism in Eukaryota, Metazoa, Nematoda, Chromadorea, Rhabditida, Strongylidae.